GCCGGGCGGCGGUGCGUGUGUGUGAGGGGGUGUGUGUGUGCGCGCGCGCGGGGGUAGGGGUCGCGCGGGGGCGGGGGCUGCCGGCCGCAGCGGGCGGGGAGCGGCGUCCAGCGCCGCGGCGGAGGUUGCACCAGCUGGCAAAUUUAAAAUAUAACAUAAGAAAAGCAAGAAGCUGGAAGAGCUGCUGUUGAUCAGAAAGGGCAGAACUGAUGAACUGUAUGGAUAUAGAUAUGUUUGAAGGCGUCUGCUCUUCCCACUACAAGGCUCCUCACAAGUCUAAUGAGUCAUGGGCUUGAGGACAACCUCAUAUCAACUGCAUGAGGGCCUUUCCUAGGACCUUUACAAGCAAAGGAUGCAUACUGAAGGAGGAAUCUUCAGUGUCUCUGCUUCACAUGAACCAGUAUGGAGUGGUGGGUCUCUAAAUGAAUACCUGGCUCUUACUACGCUAUGAGCCACGGCCAGCACACAUACAGCAUUUCUGCGUGUUUCUAGAGAUGUUGAAGAAUCAUGAAUAAACUGGCAGACCAGCAGGACCACAUGAUACCAUGAAGAGAAGCUUACAGGUCCUCUAUUGCCAACUGUUUAGUGUUCUACUGAUCUUGGCACUGACAGAAGAGCUGGUGUUUUCUGUUCAGGUACUGUCUCCCACUGUAUCCUCCUCUCAGGGCUUCCUGAUGGACACUACCACUGUCACAGCCAUGGGGACAACACCUCGUCACAAAGACCGUCGCCCGACGCAGCCUGCUCCCGCAUCUGCUCGCACGGUUCCCCAUCCCGCUAGCCUGACGGAGAAAACGGCCCCGUCCGCUGGCCAAAAGCAAGCAAGCGGCCGUCAUGCUGGCGAAAAGGAAAGGUAUCAUUUGUACAACCAGAGUGCUUUGUACUCAGGACAGACUCGCCCCAUGGGGAAAAUAUUCCCAGAUUUCAAAGGGAACUUCACAGAGCCUUCAGAGCCUUACCUGAAGACGGCCCUGCACUCCCCCUUCCCCACCCUGAGCAGCCCUUUCACAGACCACCCGUUUCCCUCCCCAACUGCGACUUCCAGAGAUCCCGCUGGCACGGGGCUGGCAAGAACUACGCACCCGGCCCCUGCUCCCCCCAGCAGCACCUCGGGAGGCCUUAGGAAAGCAGAGCGUGGGGAUGGGACGGAGCCGGUUGUGCAGAAAGCAGAUUUUGCCACCACAACUGCUGGACCAUCGACUAAUCCUGAAGCAGUGUCGGUGCCUUUUGACCGUCCCCACUAUGAUAUAUGGGAUAUGCUGAGCAAAAACAGCUCUUGGGUAACCUUGAACCUCAGUACAAAUGUCCCGUUGUUUGCUGGCCCUGGAACUGCAACAGCAGCAGCAGGUCACUCGGUUCAGACCAGUUUCGAUGUCAACGUCUCCUCUCCGGCAGCGGGCAACCCCAGGGGAGCUGCCCCGACGCAGCACAGCGCGGUGACUAACGCCACUGUGUUUGGCAGCGCUCUCUCCGCAGCACCCGUCACCAGGUUGUCCAGCUCCAUUUCCACAGCUGGCUCCACUGCAACCGGCAACUUCCUAAACAGACUGGUUCCUGCCGGGACCUGGAAACCUGGGGUGCCGGGAAACAUCUCCCAUGUCACUGAGGGGGACAAGCCCCAGCACAGAGCAACCAUCUGUCUCAGCAAGAUGGACAUUGCCUGGAUCAUCCUGGCUAUCAGCGUACCUAUAUCCUCAUGUUCAGUUCUGCUGACAGUCUGCUGCAUGAGGAGGAAGAAAAAGACAUCUAACCCAGAAAACAAUUUGAGCUAUUGGAAUAACGCUAUUACCAUGGACUACUUCAACAGGCAUGCUGUAGAGUUACCGAGAGAGAUCCAGUCUCUGGAGACUUCAGAGGACCACCUCUCCGAGCCACGCUCCCCAGCCAACGGCGAUUACCGAGACAGUGGUAUGGUCCUCGUAAACCCCUUCUGUCAAGAAACUCUAUUUGUAGGACAUGAGCAAGUGUCUGAAAUAUGACCCCAUAGCUGCCCUUGUAUUGCAGUUUCCUCUUGACUGUCUCCAAAUUAUAAAUAAAUAUAUAUAUUAUAAAUAUAACCUUUGUGUAACCCUGAACUACAAGAAAUGUUUUCAGCUUUUUUUCCCCCUGAGAAUUGUCAACCUCUUUUUUAUAAGUGUGGUAAAACUUUACAGAACAAACUGUGGCUUUAUAAAAUAAAGGUAUUUCUAAGCAAAA
Dromaius novaehollandiae (emu) is the source of this 2196-nucleotide messenger RNA. RefSeq names its product transmembrane protein 108 (gene TMEM108). The record is from RefSeq and is a predicted model, not a curated record. Bases 546 to 1979 code for a protein of 477 amino acids. Gene Ontology annotation, biological process: retrograde axonal transport; postsynaptic density organization; dendrite extension. The transcript has 8 exons. Gene Ontology annotation, cellular component: postsynaptic density; axon; endosome membrane. NCBI's taxonomy places the organism in Eukaryota, Metazoa, Chordata, Aves, Casuariiformes, Dromaiidae.